AUGGCUGGUAAAGGUGCUCUUCGUAGUAUAAAGAACAUUGCCAAAGGCUUUAGUGAUGUGCAAAUCAAAGUGCGUGAAGCUACAUCCAAUGAUCCUUGGGGUCCCAGCGGUACACUGAUGAAUGAAAUCGCACAACUCACCUUUAACGAGUCAGACUUUAUCGAGAUCAUGGACAUGAUUGAUAAAAGAUUAAACGAUAAAGGAAAGAAUUGGCGUCAUGUAUUCAAGGCUCUACUGUUGCUGGAUUAUUGUUUGCACGUGGGAUCUGAAAAUGUAGUCUUGUACGCCAGAGAAAAUAUCUAUGUAGUAAAGACCUUGAAAGAGUUUCAGCAUAUAGAAGAAAAUGGAAAAGAUGUGGGCGCUAAUGUGCGUCAAAAAGCAAAGGACAUUACCAAUUUACUGCAGGACGACAACCGACUAAAGGAAGAGCGACGUCAACGACAAGGCAUGCGAGAUAGAAUGGCCAAUGUGGGUGAUUACUUGAACGAAACAGUGCGACAAUACAAUGGCGGAAACGCUGAAAAUGGAGGAAGCUGGGAUGAUGAAAACGAGUUGAAAAAGGCAUUGGCUGAAAGUAAGAGAAUUGCUGCAGAGGAAGAGAGAAACCGUCGUCAAGGCGAUGAUGAUCUCGAAAAGGCACUUCAAUUGAGUCAACAAGAAGCUGCUGAAAAAGAAAGAAAGAAUAGAGAAAAACUCGACAAGGAAACAGCUGAUAAUCUAUUCGGAUCUGGAUCAGGAUCCGCCUCUUUCCAACCAUUUCCCCAGCAACAAACAUUCAUGAAUAACCCAUAUCAACAACAGCAACAACAGCAACAAGCUCCUUUGCAACUGGAAUGGGCACAACCGGCCAUGCAGUUCUCUGAGCCUGUGCACAAUAACCCUUAUCAGCAGCAGCAGCAACAACAACAACAAAACCCUUACCUGUCAAACCAAUUUAAUGCCAACGGUCUUCAGGCACAAAUGACUGGCUUCCCUUCUCAGCAACAACCUCUACUUCAAGCUCAAAUGACUGGAUUCCCACAACAACAACCUCAAUUCUUACAGCAGCCCUCCUUCCAGACAAGCAUGAUUACUGGUACAAACCCAUUCUCUCAAAUGAGCCAACAGCAGCAACAACCAGCAGCACCAGAGCAAAAGAAUUACGACUACAGUGAACUGGUGUUUGGCAAUCCAGCUCCCUCUAGACCUCAGCCUCAACAGCAAUCACCUGUUUUCGGCUCCAACACACCUAAUUUUGGCUCUAAUACGCCCAACUUUAGCUUCAGCACACCUGCUGUUGCUACUGCUUCUCCAUCUCCUGCUUUUGCAACGAUCACCAAUACCAGCACAACGCAAUUUUCGCCUUCACCUGCAUUUGCCAACACCAAUGCGUUCGCUGCACCUUCGCCAUCAUUUGCUCAAGCUAGCACAGCAUCGCCACACAUGUCUCAAAGAAACAUUCCGCUCAAACCCACCGAACAAGACGCUAAAUAUUCCAAAUUAAAUGCUUUGUUGGCCAAUAACGAUGAUGGCCUUGACAGUUACGGAAAUAGAGGCAAUCUUCGUAUCCCAUAUGGUACCGGCUUCGCCAAUUCGCUGCCAUUGCAACCCAAGAACAAUGACGUGCUCGCAAUUACAGAUGGCAGCUCAUCACCUCAGCCCUUUGGGCAGCAAACCAGUCGAAACCCUUUUGGACAAGCCAGCGCAACGCCUUCUAAUGAACGUCAAGGUCAAAAGAGUUUAUUAGAAAUGAUGCAAGAGCAAAAGCAACAACAGCAAUAUGUUGCAUUUAAUAAUAAUACAUCCUCACUCUUUUAA
This is a messenger RNA of Mucor velutinosus, 1797 nucleotides long. RefSeq lists its product as uncharacterized. The record is from RefSeq and is a predicted model, not a curated record. Gene Ontology annotation, biological process: endocytosis; actin filament organization. Gene Ontology annotation, molecular function: phospholipid binding; clathrin binding. Bases 1 to 1797 code for a protein of 598 amino acids. Gene Ontology annotation, cellular component: clathrin vesicle coat; endosome; plasma membrane. The transcript has 8 exons. Lineage: Eukaryota; Fungi; Mucoromycota; Mucoromycetes; Mucorales; Mucoraceae.